Penicillium malachiteum is the source of this 1518-nucleotide messenger RNA. Its product is annotated as adaptor protein STE50. Lineage: Eukaryota; Fungi; Ascomycota; Eurotiomycetes; Eurotiales; Aspergillaceae. Gene Ontology annotation, biological process: signal transduction. The coding region runs from base 1 to 1518 and encodes 505 amino acids. The record is from RefSeq and is a predicted model, not a curated record. The transcript is spliced from 3 exons. Gene Ontology annotation, molecular function: ionotropic glutamate receptor binding; synaptic receptor adaptor activity.
AUGCCUCUUCACACCUCCUAUCAUGAUGGGGACUCCGAUGCAGACGACGAAUAUGAACGCAGCAUAAUACCAUCACCCCAUCUUCAAACGGACUCCGAAGCUUCUCCCAUUGACUCCGAUAUUCCUUCCACCGAACACACACCCACCAAAUUUGGCUAUCCAAGUGACGAUCCACGUACGCCUCGUACAAUCAUCUCAGAAUGGACAGCAAAUGAAUGCAUAGAGUUCCUGACCUCGCAUGGAUUACUUCAAUACUGCGAAACAUUUCGAGAAAAUGGAAUUGUUGGAGAGGCACUCAUUGCGCUGAGACAUGAUGAAUUGAAAGAAAUGGGCAUCAACAGCGUAGGUCACCGAUUGACCAUUCUAAAAAGCGUCUAUGAGAUCAAAGUCAGACAAAACGUUCCACUUGAUGUGGAUCACUAUAUACCUCUCUCGGCGGACCAAAGCAUGAAUGAGAAUGCCACCCAGGAUGAUAUCGCUCGUUUGAUCCAGUCUAUUCAGAUUCGAGAUCAAAAGAUUUACUCGGUCGAAACAGAGCUGCGACGGCUUGCGGACGAUUACCGGCGGCUACGAGAGGAGAUCUUACCUAUGAUUAAACUGGCCAAAGACCGAUCCCAGCCUCUACCUCCUCCCUCGGGAAUAGGCUCUACAUCGGACAACCAUCAUGAUAGCUCAACCCUUGUAUCAAAUUCCUCCUUCACCCUCACGGAUAAUUCUUCCUCCUCGAAACUGGCUCGAGCCUUUUCGAAACGCGCCUAUGGUGGUAAUACUCCGAAGACCAGCUCCCCAACACAUAUCCCGCCUUCUAUCUAUGAAGGUAGAAACUACCAUGACGGUGGGAACUUCGACCCAUCCUCCGCCUCAAUGGGGGGUUCCUCUCACUUGACCGCUUCAAUGAAUAGCGGUUUACAUCCCUCUCCAGGUGCCCCAUCACCGACCUCCCCGAACGCGCACACCACCCAACAUCAAACUCUCAACCCGCGAUCUUACACCCAGCCUGGCUCUAUUGCCAGUCGCUCUAUAUAUGAUCACCCUGAAGACACUCCUCGAGCACCCUCUCGAUCAGACCGACUCACACCUAGCCAACCGCUUAGCGCCCGAACGGAAACACCGUCAUCCGCAUCGCGAAUAGAAUCUCGCUCAAACUCCAGUGCCGGUGCAGGUGCCGGUGCGGGCCCAGCCAGUGUGGAAAUAUUCAAGUCAUUCCGAGUUUCUUGGGAAGAUCCUUGCUAUAAAGUUCUCCCUGCUGCACUGAGAAAAUACAACAUCCAUCACGAUCCGAAAGAUUACGCACUAUAUAUUGUCUACGGUGAUCAGGAGCGAUGUUUGGGUCUGGAGGAGAAGCCACUUUUGCUCUUUAAGCAACUGGAAAGAGAAGGACGAAAGCCGAUGUUCAUGUUACGGAAAAUCCACCCUGACAAUCCUUAUGCAGUCAACCCCGGUUCGGCUCCCUCGAGUGCUGGAUUCGAAAAUAACGGAAGACCGAGCCAGAUCAAUUUACCGGGCGGUGUUUUAUAA